AUGGGUAAAAUCACUUCUAUGAGCAAAGAAGAGGUCUCGGUCGACGCGGUCGAAAAGUGGUCACCCGCCGCGUCGGCAUCGGCGUCGUCGCCUUCAUCAUCGCCACCGCGGCUCGACACGACGGACGAGGUCGCCAUGGCAAGCCCCGAGUGGCGGGAGGCGGAGAAGCGGCUGGUGCGGAAGCUGGACGUGACGCUCAUGCCGGUGAUUUGGACGCUGUACAUGUUCAACUACCUCGACAGGACCAGUCUCGCGCAGGCCAAAUUGAAUAAACUUGAGGCUGACCUCGGGCUCAAGGGGGAGCAAUUUAACACGGCCGUGGCGAUAUUCAACGUCGGGUACAUGGUUGCCCAGUUGCCAUCCAACAUGCUCAUCACCCGCGUGCGUCCGAGUCUAUACCUCCCGUUCUGCGUGCUCUUGUGGUCGUGUGUAUCGGCGUCGACGGCCGCGGCAAAGAGCUUUUCGAGCCUCGUCGCCAUCAGAGUGAUACUGGGCGUUGUCGAAGCACCGUUCUUCCCUGGGAUCUUCUUCGUCCUCUCCUGCUGGUACACCCAAAAAGAAAUUGCCUUCCGCACGGCGAUCCUGUACUCGGGCAUGCUCGUUGCGACGGCCUUUUCGGGGCUCAUUGCCGCCGCCGUCUUUGCGCACCUCGACGGCGCCCGCGGGCUCUCGGGCUGGCAGUGGCUCUUCAUCAUCGAGGGCGGGGGAAGCUUCGCGUCCGCAUUCUCGGCGCUGGCGUUUUUGCCGGAUUACGUCGGUUCCCGGACGGGCUUGUGCUCGUGGCUCCUGUCGGAGAGGGAGCUGCAGGUCGCGGCGCAGCGGAUGGCGGCCGAUAGGGUCUCUGUGCCCGAGGAGGAGAAGUCGAGCGUUUGGAGGGGGUUGGGGCUUGCUGUUAAGGAUACGAGGACGUGGGUUUUUGUCUGCAUGAUGGCUUUCUACCUCUCCUCCCACGGCCUCACCAGCUUCUUCCCGACGAUCGUCAAGGGCUUCCGCCUAGGCUCCAACACCACCACCUUAAUCCUCACCGCGCCGCCGUACCUCCUCGCCGCCGCCGUCUCCCUAGCCGUGGCCAUCUCAUCGGACCGCCGCGCUGACCGGGGCUUGCAUAUCGUCGGCCCCAUGUGCGUAGCCAUGGUGGGCUUCGUCAUCUCGGCGGCGACGACGAACCGGCCCGCGCGGUACUUUGCCAGCUUCUUGUAUCUGCCGGGCGCGUUCGCGUCGACGGGGCUCAUCUUCAGCUGGGUUGCGAGCGUGGCGAGCGAGGCGCCCGAGAAGAGGGCCACGGCGACGUCCAUUGUGUGUCUGCUUGCGCAGGUUGGGAAUAUUUGGAGCCCGUACUUUUUCCGGCCGGCGGAUAAUCCGCGAUACCUGCUUGCUUUCCUGCUGAUGAUGAUGUUUUCAGCGAUGUGCAUCGGGACGGUGUUUUGGAUGAGGUGGUCGCUUGGGAGGGCGAAUCGGAGAAUGGUGGAGGAGGCUGAGGAGACCGGGAGAAGAGUGAGGUUGUAUAUCCUCUGA
This is a messenger RNA of Colletotrichum orchidophilum, 1515 nucleotides long. Its product is annotated as major facilitator superfamily transporter. The transcript has 5 exons. The coding region runs from base 1 to 1515 and encodes 504 amino acids. Gene Ontology annotation, molecular function: transmembrane transporter activity. NCBI's taxonomy places the organism in Eukaryota, Fungi, Ascomycota, Sordariomycetes, Glomerellales, Glomerellaceae. The record is from RefSeq and is a predicted model, not a curated record. Gene Ontology annotation, biological process: transmembrane transport. Gene Ontology annotation, cellular component: membrane.